Thamnophis sirtalis is the source of this 606-nucleotide messenger RNA. Its product is annotated as sigma intracellular receptor 2-like. Lineage: Eukaryota; Metazoa; Chordata; Lepidosauria; Squamata; Natricidae. The record is from RefSeq and is a predicted model, not a curated record. Gene Ontology annotation, cellular component: endoplasmic reticulum.
GGCGAUCCCUCCUUCCGCUCUUGCCAGCUCGACUGAUCCUCCGAAGAGGCGAUGGCUGCGCCGCGCGUCCUCGAGUGGAUCUUCGCGUUCUACUUCCUCAUUCACGUCCCGAUCACUUUACUCUUCAAUCUGCAGCCGUUGCUGCCUGGAGUUUACCCUGCCGCCCUAACCGAUGCAUUGACCUGGUACGCAACUAAAUUCAAGGAUCCAUUGGUGGUAAACCCAGAACCCUGGUUCCAGUGUUUCCUUUACUGCGAAGGUUUUCUACAAUUGUUUUUCUUUCCCGUUGCUGCCUACGCCUUCUGGAAAGGGAACUGCAAGUGGAUCCGGACUCCUGUGAUUAUCUACGCAACGCACGUAACGACAACGGUGGUCGCUUGCCUGGCCCACAUCCUGUUUACGGAUUUCUCCAACGCUAAAGUCCCGAGUCCACAGACUCUGCAGGAACGCUUGACCCUAUCUGCUUUCUACGCCCCUUUCUUAGCAAUUUCUCUUGCGAUGCUGCUCUUUGUACUGUUCAGCUCUGCUUAUAAGCCAGUUGAAAAAAAGAAGAAGAAAUAAAACCUUUGGCUUUUCUCCUUUGGGAAGGAAGACGUGCCAAUUAGA